Molecule: messenger RNA, 11777 nt
Organism: Xyrichtys novacula (pearly razorfish)
Lineage: Eukaryota; Metazoa; Chordata; Actinopteri; Labriformes; Labridae
Source: the annotation of a GenBank genome assembly
AUGGAGAGACUCGCCUGUCUGCUUUUACUAUGUGUGGCUUCAACUCUGGUGAGACGGCUUUAAUAUUUUAUAAUGUUUUUAAAAGACAAAAAUCACUUUGAACCUUUGAAACUAUUGUACAUGUGACCUUCUCUUUAUUUAAACCUUUUUUUUUUUACCUUUCUUUAGUUUUUUAUUUUGUUUGUAUCGAGUUAUUUUUUUAAAAUAAAAGAUAAAAUAAUGUGAGCAAAGACAAAAAUCACUUCAAACCUUUAAAAUUAUGGGGCAUGUGUUGAAAAAUGUACCAUAAAAAGAAGUUUAUUUUUCUUAAGAAUAGGAAGAACUUUAUUUGUCCAUGAAGGUAAAUUCAAUAAAAUAUAUGAAAAAAUAAAUAUAAAAUAAUAAAAAUAAAAAUAAUUGAGAUGAAACAAUAUUUGAUCAAUUAAAUAAUAUAAUUAAAAAAUAAAAACUUAAUUUGUACAUGAAGGGAAAUUCUAUAAAAUAAAUAAACAAAUAAAUGAAUAAAUAAAAAACAUUAAAUAUAAAAAUGUUUACAAUAAAACAAUAUUUUAUAAAUUAAAUAAUAUAAUUAAAAAUAGGAACUUUAUUUUUCCAUGAAGAAAAAUUUAAUAAAAAAUAAUAAAAAUAAUAAUAAAAAAAAUUUUAAGAAUAAGAAGAACUUUAUUUGUCCAUGAAGGGGGGAAAAAAUUAAUUAAUUAAUUAAUUAAAUUAAAAAAUAAUUUAAAUUAAACAAUAUUUGAUGAUUAAAUAAAAUAAUUAGAAAAAAGAACUUUAUAAUCAACAUUUAAAAAUAUUUGAUAAGUUAAAUAAAAUUUAAUCAAAUAAUAAAGAAUUCUUUAAUUCAAAUUCAACCUACUUUUUAUUUAAACUUUUUUCCCCAGUAUUUAUGACCUUUCUUUAGUUUUUUAUUUUGUUGGUAUUAAGUUAUUCCUGUAAAAUAAAAGAUAAAAUGAUGUGAGCAAAGAGAAAAGACAUGAUAGUCAUAUUCAGGUUCAACAUAUCGUAUUUAUUAUUGUACUUCAUAUGACUUUAGAAGUAAAAAAAAUCAUGUCAAUAAAGGAAAGUUUACUUUUUAAACUCUUAUCAAAGUGUCUAAAAUCAUGAAAACUUUUUGAAAAACUCUUUCAACAAUAAAACAAAAACUUACAAAUGAUUGUAAUGCCGGACUUUAAAAAGCACAAAUAGUUACAGUUUGAGACAUGUUCAUGUCAGACGAAAUGAAUCAAAAAUAUAAAGACAGUAUAGUUUAAGACUCUCUUUAAUACAAACAUAAUGAAUAUUAAAUCAAUAAAAACAAACCCAAAGCUUUUCUCCGUCGAUUAUCAUCCUCAGCAAACGAAAACAAAGUUCCUAAAAAAUAUAAAAAAAUAAUGAAUUAUCAUGACGGGUUUAACUUUGAGAAACUUUGAGAUGGUUUGUCUAAACUUUGAAUAAACAGAAAAAAGACUGACCUCAUUGUCGGACGUGUCUUUGUUCUCCUCUGAUUCAGUUUUCUUCACUUUUGUUGAUGCCCCACAUGCUCAUCUGCAUUUUUCUGAAAAGAAGGAAACAACAAAUAGCCUACUUGUGUGAGAGUUUUAAAAUAUUUGUUUAAAGACGUCUUAUGGAAACUCUGAUAUUUCUUCUGUGUCUUUGUCCCCGUGUGUCUCCAGGCCCAGCCGGCAGUCGAUCCCAGAGGAGCUCGUCCGGUGGAGCACGGCACCAGAGACGAGAAAUGUGAAUCUAAGAAGGAGUGGCCUUUCUGCACGGAUGAUGAUUGGGUACUCCCUCUGACGCCUCGUACUAUCUACCAAGUUUAUGUCCUCAGGGGCCUCGAGAAAUGACUAAGAAGAGAUGUGGUUCAGGUUCAGAGUUGGAAUUCCUCGUCCUUUUCGCUAGAACAGUUUGCUUUAGCUAUUCACGGCAAACUGGGCUGUAAUGUAACUCAACCAGAAAAAUUAGUUUCCGUAUUCAAACUCAACGUUGUUUGUAUGUGUGUUUUUGUUUUGACUUGGGUUAAUAGGUUAAAAGGCAGGUGCCGGAGGACCUCAGGGUCAGCGAGGGUUGAUAUGGUAAAAGUAAGUCAGAUAAAUAGGAGGGGCCAAGACCAUUAAUACAUCUAAAAACUAAUAAAAGAAGAACCUGAAAAUCAAUCCUGAAACAGGCGGGGAGCCAACGCAGAGAUGCUAAAACUGGCGUUAUAUCCUCUCGCCCUCUGGGCCUCGUCAGAACUCUAACAGCUGAAUUCUGUAAAAGCUCAAGUGUCUGUAAGUUCUUCUUUGGGAGGCCAGAAAGCAGGGCGUUACAACAAUCUAAACAUGAGAAGAUAAAAGCAUCAGCGCCUCCUGCUGGUCUGGGAGGGAAACAGACGGACUCUGGUUGGAAUCUUAAGGUGGUAAAAUCCGACCUUUGCUUUUUUUGAUGUGUGGAAUAAAACUGAGCUCAGAGUCCAAAAUUACACCCAGGUUAUUUACAGAUAUUGAUACUUAAAAAUCUUGUAGUCUUGGUGAAAGUGUCUCUCAGGACUUCAGGACCAAGAACUAAAACCUCUGUUUUGUCCUGGUUGAGUUGCAGGAAGUUGGCUGCCAUCCAGGACUUGACGUCUAAAAUGCAGUUUAAACGGGCAUCGCUAUCAUCAGGAGACACGGACAUGUACAGUUGCGUAUCAUCAGCAUAGCUGUGGAAGUUGAUGCCGUGUCUCCUGAUGAUGUCCCCCAGGGGAAGCAUGUAAAGAUGACAGAGAAACAGCAAAUCCAUCGUACAACAUCCAAAACCGAUGCUAACUAAAUCUGGUAGCCUUGCUAACGACGACACACCUCAUUUGCUGUCAGAAGUAACGGAUCAUGCUCAAAUGGGAUCUUCAAAGUUUGAUCUCGCCGUUACCCUCCUUGUCCCGGUUAGGAUACCAGAUUUAAAAGUACCGGGUUCAGGAUAAUCUCAGGGGAACAUCUGGGAAAAUUUUACAUUCAGAAAUUUUUUUUUGAGCUUUCUUCUCUUUUCUGUCCCGCUUCCGUCCUCCAUCAGGGCAACAAAUGUCCAUCAGGCUGCAGAAUCCAGGGUCUGUUGGACACGUACGACCACAGUGUCCUGAAGAAGAUUGAGAAGAUCCGCAGCCUCCUGGAUCAGAACAAGGUCAAGCACCGCACAGCCGACCAGACGUCCAAGCUGACCUUCGACUACCUGAAGGAGAAGCUGACGGUCGAUGCUGGUGAGAGCGCUUCCGUCCUUUCCGAGCUUCUGAAUGAAAGACGAGGAAAAAGACGACAUUUUUCGAGCUUGAACCACAAAGUCGGCGUCAAAGUCUAGAUGUUUGCAGAUUUAAUGAUCCUGUUUCUCUUUUUUUUUCUAUCCACCAGGUAAUGACAACACCUUCUUUGAGCUGGCCCAGAACCUUCGUAACAGAAUCACGGACAUGAAGAUCAAGAUCGACAGACAGUUGAGGAUCCUGGCCGCCCUGAAGGACCGCGUCAAGGACCAGGUGACCGAGAUGCAGAGACUGGAGGUACGGAGUCACAACAAGGACAAAAGUUUACCUUAGGUUAUCACGAAAUAUGGUUUAAGAUUCAGCUGUCUUGGUAAAUGUAAUGUUUGUCAUCCGAUUCAAAGACCCGUUGAUGUAGAUUCCACAUUUGUCUGUCAGUGAAGGUGUCAAGAUCAUUCAAAUCCUGCUAACCUGGCCAAGUGUUUGAUUUACCCACUUAAUUUACGUCUUUUCUGUCAGGUGGACAUCGAUAUCAAACUCCGUUCCUGCUCCGGAUCCUGUGCAACUUACGCUGACCACCAGGUGGACAAGGAGAGCUAUGUGACGCUUGAAAAACAGGUAGGAGACAGAGGAGGAUCUUACCAUCUUAGGUUCCUGAGCUCAAAGUGUACCCUGAUUAGGCGGGAAAUUGUUUAAGCGCCAUUAUUUAUUGUUCCAAAGUGGAUUGGCGAUGAUUUCCAGUGUCCUUAAGUAAAAAUCUUCUUUCUUCUUCCAAAUGUUUUCCAGGUUCACCAUCUGGACAACCAGGCCCCUCAAGAGUCUGUUGGGACGCUGUACGUGAUGAAGAGCCGACCACUGCAGGACGUUUUGGUGGACCCCAAGUUUAAGUCCCAGGGUGUUGCAGGACAGCAAGUAGAAUUUCAAAACAUGUUCCCAACGGUGAGGGUCACUGCUGCUGCUUUGGUUCCUUUAAAAAUGAGAGUUUUCAUAACAAAUAUUCGGCUUAAACUUUAAACUUACCCUCAAAUUCCACCGCAUCCAGAAUGACUAUGAAAAGGUCGUAUCCUCCGAUCGUAGCUGAUCGUAACCAUUCAAGUUAAUCCGUCAAUUUCCACCGGCUUCUUUCCAUUCCUCUGCGGAUCGUCGGACUCCUCAGCUGAUCACAAGAGUUCUAUUUUUUCUGAAUGCCGGUUUCCACCGUCUGUAAUGGAAUUCAUCUUACAAACGGAUCCGGUAGGAAUUGGCGUACAGUGAAAAUAGCUGCCGUUCCAGAUGCGGUGGAAAUCCCGGGUUACAGGCGGUUCCCUGAGUCUGCCCUGUAUCAUAUUUUAGAGGGGGUGGGUUCAGUCAAAGUAAGAACCGAAAGGCCCGUCUGGAUCAUCUAACGUUGUACUGGAGCGAACUUCCUUGACUCCACUUCAACAAAAACACUAACUCAUUUCUUUUCUCUCGUCCUCGUUUCAGGUGAAUACAGUCCAGUUGGUCCUGGAAGAGGAAGGCUCUAGCUCAUCUCCAGCAACCAUCUCCAAAGUUCCAGGUACUUCCCGCUCUACAUCUUCAUCCUCACCAUCAUCCUCCUCCUCCUCCUCCUCCUCUUCCUCAUCAUCUGGAUCCAUCACUGAACUAGGAGGCAGUGAUGUAUUUGGUGGCGGCCUCUCGGUCCACACAUCCACCUCAUCCAUCACUUGCACCAAGCACAUCAGAACCGUCGUUGUCCACACUAAGGACGGGCCGGUGGAGAAGGUGGAAGAGGUGAUGUCAGGAGGCCCUGAAUGCGAGGCCUUAGAAAACGUGGACUUCCCGAGUUCCAGCGGUACAUCAACCUCCUCUUCCUCCUCUUCAUCAUCAUUCUCGUCCAGCACCUCACACUCUGGUGGUGCCAAGGGAAGCCUCUUGGGAGAUACCAAAAUGGGUUUUGGGGAUCCAUUUGGCAUGGGCGGGAUUGACCUUGGCGGGUUCUUGGUUAAUCACGGAGAAGAGGAUGUUCCGAAUUUCUCAGCUCGGACCGUGAAGAGCACACGUGUUGAGCGGCAGGCCGAUUAUGUAGGACAAGGUACCGAAACAUCCGAAUAGGAGUAAAAUCUUUGAGGGCAAGAACCGCACAUACAGCUAGACAGUGUGCUGCUAGCUUACUAGCUAGCCUUAUGUACCGAAAAAGGAAGUGAACAGAGUAACUGUAGAUUUUAUCGAUCAUCUGAAGAACUUAAAACCACUUUGAUUUGAAUACUUUGAGUCGCUAUGGUUAAAAAGAGAAUAAAAGCUGAACUAAGGAACUAAGGAAGUUGUCUGAUGGCACCUAGAUCUGAGAAUGCUUUAGUCCGAAUAUUCUGUCAGUAUUUUAAACCCAUGUUAACAUUUCUAAAAGGUCCCUCUGGUGCCGAUAUUAGCUAAUAUGUAGGGAAAGUGACUACCAGAACGUAAAUCACUGCAGCACAUUUCAGGAAGCCCAACUAAACUGGUCCAAACUAACUUGCGGUCUGCGGUGUGCCCCUUUGUUCGCAGAUUGCGUCCAAGCCUACCAGAACCAUCUGAAAGGGGAAUCGAACGGCCUGUUUAAGAUCAAACCCGGCGGCGCGGGCUCCACAGAGGUAGUAGAGGUUUACUGCCAGCAGGAGGGGCUAAUGGCAGGGUGGUUGUUAGUCCAGCAGAGAGAGAGUGGCGCGCUCGAUUUCAACCGUACCUGGUCCGAAUACCGCAACGGGUUCGGUUCAGUUGACGCUACGGGUAGGGGGGAGUUCUGGCUAGGGAACCAGAACCUCCACCGGCUAACAAAUCAGGGUGAGACCAUGUUGAAGGUGGAGUUGGAGGAUUGGGAAGGGGGGGCAGCCAGUGCCGAGUAUAUGAUCAGGGUUGGUUCAGAGGAGGAGGGGUACCCGCUGCACGUGUCCGGGUACUCUGGGGAUGCUGGGGAUGCUCUGGUACUGCCCAGCUCUCCUCUGAGGGCUCAGCAGGCCCACAAUGGGAUGAAGUUUAGUACCUUUGACAGGGACAAUGACAAGGGGGUCAUGAACUGCGCUGAGAUGUACGGGGGCGGAUGGUGGUACAACAGCUGCCAGUCGGCGAACUUGAAUGGUCUUUAUUACAAAGGGCUGUAUUUCCCGCAGGAAAACACGCCGUACGACGGGGUUAAAAACGGAAUCGUUUGGGAAACUUAUAAAACAUCUGAUUACAGCCUGAAAACUGUACGAAUGUUUAUCAGAUCGACGGCUUUCUAAAUCUGACCAUGAGAGACAAACGAGUGAAAAGAGGGGCGAACGCCGACGCCGCAGACAAAUAUUUGAGACUAAAACCCGAGGCCAGAUUCCGACCUUUAGACUGCUGAUCUGUUCGUGAAUCAUUGUGAACCCUCUCAAACUGUGUCACUUUUCCAGGAUGAACUUUUGUGUUGAUUAUGUAAAUGUUACUGACCCUCUGUUAGCAAAUAUCGAACCCGUGUUCUCGGAACAACCUGCUGUGUACACCAUGGAGAAAUGCCUGAACUGCACAAUCAAUAAAGAUACACUGUUCACUUCAGUCGACUGUGGUAUGUCUGGUUUUUAAGUCUAUUUAAAGUACAAUUUAAAUAAAUCUAUACUUCAUUUGAAAAUUGUGACUUUUCCCCAAAUUAUUACUUUAAAAAAUACAGAUUCAAAACACCACUACUGUGCCAAGAGAGUAAAAACUUUGGUUUUUGAAGUUUUCUAUUGUGAUGUUUAAAAAUUAAAAUAAUAAUAAUAAUAAUAAUAAUAAUAAUAAUAAUAAUAAUAGUAAUUGAAAAUAAUUUUGAUUAUUUAAAGACCUCAUUUAAGAAAUUUUAAAAAAUUAUAAUUAUUAUAUGUUUUAAAUAUAACAGAUUAUUUGAUGAUCUCUUUUGAAAAAUUAAAAAAAUAAUAAUUAAAAAUGAAAAAAAUAAUUAAAAAGAAAUUUAAAAAUAACAGAUUAUUUGAUGAUUUCUUUUGAAGAAUUUAAAAAAUAAAUUAGUCUGUUUUUAAGGGACUCUUUAAAUGGGUCAAAUCUGGCAUAAAACAAAUGGUAUAACAGGAAAUAUUAAAUCCAUCUCCUUUGAAUUUAACACAACAAUAUCUUGAAUAUACACAACCUUUAUUCUGCUUAAAAAUAAAACAUGUUUGUCCAGAAACCUGGGAGAAAAUGACUUUAUUUUCAUAACCAAAUAUAUCUCUGUGCCUUUUUAAUGUGAUUUUUUAUUCUGCAAGUUAACUUUAAAAUCUGGUAAAAAUGUUUCUUGUAUUUCAUCUGAAGUCGGAGGAAGUUUAUCAGGUUUGCAAAACAGUUUAUAAAGUCAAAUAAAAAUUUCACAUCCGUACAGACAAAUGGUCAGACUCGUCGCCUCUGUAGAAGCAGAUCUUAGGAUUCUGGCCUGACUAAAAAAAACAAGAACUCUCAAAGAGUCGAAACUCCAGCAACAAAAAACGUCUUCAAUCUUGGACCGACGUGUUUGGCUCGUGGUCUCGACGAAGGCCAUGAGCCAAAUUGAAAAUGUUGCAGAGUUUCGACUCUGUUAAAGAAAACUUCAAUACCAAGUUACUGCAGCUCUCAAACUUGUUCAUGAGGAUUUAUUAUAUUUAUCAGUGAAUUUAAAUACAAGAAAAUGUCCAAAAUGUGUGUGACAUAAAUAGACUAAAAUAAAUUACAUGUGCAAGUGAGGUGGACACCACAAGAAGACUGAUCUCAAGACCUGAACCGAGUCGAUUCAAAAUGCAAUUUUUUAUUUUUUAAGUGUCUUCUCGAGCUGAACAUAGUCAAACAUUUACGGAGAUCUUCGCCCCGCACAAACUUCGGUCCGCCCACGCCGUUACAUCAUCAUGAACAAACACACUGUCUCUUUGACGAGGGUUGAAUGCCCCCCCCCCCCGUCCUGACCUUUUCUGUUCCUCUGCAGUGUGCAUGAGGCUGACUCAGCAGAAUCCAAGAGUCCAGACGCCGCCCCCUCGUCACACCAGGUCCUACAGGAGGCUGCCGUGUCGCGCCAAAACCGAAGUCCCCAUGUGUUCAGAUGACGACUGGGUACGAAACACGCAAACACACACACACACACACACACACACACACACACACACACACACACAGAGUCAGUCUAUUUAGUCGAUAAGGUAUGAAGCCAUCAUAUUUAAUGACAACUAUAGACACAGAAAAGGAAGUUUGAUGACACAGGAGUCCUCUUGCGGUUCCCUUAAUCCACCACGAAAUUUGCCUCACAGAUGGUAGAAGUUGGCGGACGGUGAAAAUCGCAGCCAUUCCGGAUGGGAGCCGUUAUGGAUGUGGUUAAAAUUGGGGGUUCGUAAACAUGUUUGGUCUAAAACUCUUGUUUCGGAAUAUAGCGGGGAGUUUAUUUUAGUAUUGGUCCAUCUCAGAGUCAAAUCGAUGAUAGAACAGGGGAAGACGGAGGGCACGGCUUUUAACGACUAUUUUAAAGAGAUUUAAACAAUUUUACAACGUGAGACGACCUUCAACUACAAGACAAGAAUCUGAAAAAGCUCGAAGAUUAAACAUCAGUACACUUUGAGUCCUCCACAGCUGGGACCAUUUGUCCAGGUUCAUUCAGAAACCCUCGUGUUUUCCUUCAAAGGUUCCUAAAUGCCCCUCCGGCUGCAGACUUCAGGGCCUGAUCUCACAGACGGAGAGCGAGGUGGAGAGGAAACUGAGGACGGUGUGCAAGAGAGCGAAGUUAUACGAGGACAUGUCUGAGAAGUCCAUGAAGACAAUGACACACGUCUACAACUACAACCGGAAAGUCAUCGUCGGCAGAUACCGUAAGAGCGACUCAUCGAAUAAAUCACCGUACCCUUUCACUGUUUGUUGAACUGAGCGUCCCCGCCCACGUGUGUCCUCAAACUAACAUGUUUGUCCCAGAGGAGCGUUUAGAGCUCUUGGUUCACGUUGUGUAACAGUCCACGUCUGUUUGGACUGGAGUUGGGUUCCGGCACCAAAAGGACACUGUGGAUCUACUGGUAUAUCUGGUAUACCCACUCAUAUCUGUGGGUUUUUAAUGGUCCUUUGAGUGUUAUUUGAAAGAAGUCUCAGGUUCACGCUUAACUGUUCAAUCCUAUGAAAGAACUAAACAUGGUGGCCCCGUUACAAACCCUAAAAUCGUUGAGUACUACAUGUGUGAUAUUGUCUCGUUUUUAUCAUCUCCAGUGUCAGAAGUGAAGUUUGUGGAACAUGCUGAAGGAUUGGCCAGAAACCUCUCCGUCCUACGUGAAAGAUCUUCCAUGCUGGCCCACCAACUCCAAGAGCUGAACCACAAAGUCCAGAAACAGUUAGAAGAACUGUACCGGGAAGAGGUGAGCAGUCAUACAGCAGACCUAUUUUACCCAAUUUACCAAAUUCUAGGGCAGAGUCUUUUGACCUGGUCUCGGUGACUCGGUUAAAACCCAGAUAUCUGUUUUUAAAAGCAAAUGACUCAUCCACUUUAGAGUUUGCGUUGACAUGCUAUGAAUCAUGGGAUAUGUUGGGCCACCAAGGAUGAAUAUGAAGCAUCUGUUGUGGUCCAGGAAACGUAGGACACACCUGUUAAAGGUGGGGUAGGCGGGAUUCCGUUAAAGAAGCAUCUUUUUUGUGGUGUUGAUAAAAAAAAACUUUUAAUAUCAAUCAAUAGUUAUUAGUUAUUGAUGAUAUUAACGAUAUCUCUGUGUUCUCUUAUGACUGUAAACAAAGCCGUUCUCCACCUCCUCUAACCUGAUUGGUUGUGAGGCAGACGCUGCUCCCCCGUGUCGUUCAGGAGCCCAAACAAAGUUAGCGUGCUACAAUAUCGGACAGUAAAAACCAACCAGAAAGUUCGGAAAAUUGUCUGAAUCCUCCUUUGACCACGACUGCCGACACAAGCAAGAAAACACUCAAACAUAAACAGUCAGCAAGAAAACAGUCAACAGGAAAACAGUCAACAAGAAAACAGUCAGCAAAAAAACAGUCAACAAGAAAACAGUCAACAAGAAAACAGUCAGCAAGAAAACAGUCAACAAGAAAACAGUCAACAAGAAAACAGUCAACAAGAAAACAGUCAGCAAAAAAACAGUCAACAAGAAAACAGUCAGCCAGAAAACAGUCAACACCAAACCGGUCAACAAGAAAACAGUCAGCAAAAAAACAGUCAACAAGAAAACAGUUAGCAAGAAAACAGUCAACACCAAACCGGUCAACAAGAAAACAGUCAACCAUAAACAGUCAACAAGAAAACAGUAAGCAAGAAAACAGUCAACAAGAAAACAGUUAGCAAGAAAACAGUCAACACCAAACUGGUCAACAAGAAAACAGUCAACCAUAAACAGUCAACAAGAAAACAGUAAGCAAGAAAACAGUCAACAAGAAAACAGUCAGCAAGAAAACAGUCAAAACCAAACCGGUCAACAAGAAAACAGUCAACAAGAAAACAGUCAGCAAAAAAACAGUCAACAAGAAAACAGUUAGCAAGAAAACAGUCAACACCAAACCGGUCAACAAGAAAACAGUCAACCAUAAACAGUCAACAAGAAAACAGUCAACACCAAAACAGUUCCAAAAAAGUUCGGAAAAUUGUCUGAAUCCUCCUUUGGCCACGACUGCCGACACAAGCAAGAAAACAAAGUAAAUACCGGAGACUCUGGAGGAAUAACGGGCUCUUAAAACGGAGGUAGACCGGACAAGAGCUAAAAAGCCGGGUCAACAUAAACCAUGGGGGACGCUUGGGGAUCUUGGUGACCCUGUAACCUUUCUGCUGGACAGGUAAACCGCUUUAACAAAGUAAGACAAGUGUCUGUAACAGAAGUGUUUCUUGUCAAACGGACCUGCUGUAGCGUGUUGUAGCGCCAUCGCUAAACUGUCCUCCCUCGGGUCCUGGACUAUGUCACUUUAUCCUCGUUGUAGAAGUCCUGCAAACAUUGUGUUUGCUGGUAGUCUGUUGGCAUCUACAGUAGCACCAAUGCUUUUGACUUUCACCUUGACUGGGCCCCAUUUGUAAUGAUUUGAAGUAUUUAUCUGCAUUAUAUCUGAAUUUAAUUGGAACGAUACGAGCGAGCAGGAGCAUCUGUUUGUGGGCGGGGCUUGCUGGACUGGUUGGGAGGGGUAGAGUUUACAUUCAAGAUUUCUCCUAAAAACUGGAACUCCUUCAGAUCCUGACUACACCACCUCUAAGGGAGGUACCGACAUCAAACUUCAACACGUCUCCAGGUUUUAAAACUCUCCCUGUCAAGAUGUUUUCUGUCGUUGUCAAAUCUUCAACUGUUGCAGACUUCGUUUUCAUCUUGGUUAUGAUGAUCUAAUAUUGUCCCGCUGACCCCACCAGGUGGACAUUGACAUGAAGCUCCGGACCUGCCAAGGGUCCUGCAGUUCGGCGACACCGUUCAGCGUCAAUCAUCACGACUACGAAACCCUUCAGAGAGACUUGGACCAAACAGAGCGGGCUUCUCAACAGAAGAGUGCAGCUUUUCCUCCGACAGACUUCCUACAUCUGAAGCUGCAGCCCGUAGACUUCGACCACAUACCAUCUCCAGAGUACAAGACCAUACCGACGGUCCAAAGAGAACUGCUCACUGAGUUUGAAGAUAUUGGACAGAACCAGAUCGUUCUGGAGCAGCUGAUGGAGGAGUCUGUGGAUGUUGACGGCGCUUCAGAACUGGAAUGA